AUGAACGUUCUUGCGAUGGGAAAUAUCCAAGUGNUUGAUGAUAAAUCAAAUCGAUUAAUCGGAUGGGCAACAAUGAGACAGCUGAGAGUUAAAUCUACGCUAUGCCCGAAACAAACUGCAAUAUCGUCUGUCUGCGAAGAAGAUUACAAUCAAUUUCAUGCAGAUCAACGAUCUUAUGUACCAGAAUGGAAAGAUUACACAUCGAAUAAUUAUACUGCGUUCAUUCGUCAAGCAUUUACCUAUCAAUCGGGUGCCGUAUUGGAGACAUAUACAUAUGUUGGAGAUCAUGCAAGUUAUGGAAGUGGUGGUUAUGUGUAUGAAUUUCGUGGUCGUUUGAGUGACCUUCAAAGUAAUCUCUCUCAACUUCACCAACUUAGCUGGAUCGAUAACCGCACUCGCGCUGUGAUCAUUCAAUUGACUUUGUACAAUCCGAAUGUUCAGUUAUUCACAGCUGUCACUUUGCUCGCUGAAUUUCUCUCAUCGAGUGGAGUCUUUACCAGUGCUCGUUUCGAGCUACUUAGCUUUUACACAUUCACAUCAGUGUAUCAAUUAGUAUGCACCAUCGUGUAUAUGUUAUUCAUUUUCUAUUUCGUUUGGAUUGAAAUACGGCUAUUGAUACAAAUGAAAUGGCAAUAUUUUCGUCGAUUUUGGUCGUAUGUUGAAAUUGGAAUUAUUGUUUGUUCAUGGACAAGUGUUGGUAUUUACAUCUGGCGAUACAAAGAAAGUCAACGAAUUGGUCAACUGUUUAAAGAUACCAAUGGAUACGUGUAUAUUAAUUUACAAUUGGCAGCCUAUGUUAAUGAUGUUCUCACCUUUUUAUUUGCUUUUUGUUGUUUCUUCGGUACAAUUAAAUUGGUGAAGUUUUGCCGGUUCAGUCAACGUCUUUGUUUAUUUAUUGAAACACUUCGAUAUGCUGGAAAACAAUUGAUAUCGUUUACAAUGAUGUUCUCGAUUGUCUUUCUGUCAUUUCUCUGUCUCUUUUAUUUAUUAUUCGUUUCGAAAUUACUCAGAUGUUCAAGUUUAUUGGGAACAGCUCAGAUGCUAUUCGAAAUGACUUUGAUGAACUUUGAUGCCACGGGAAUCAGCGAGGCUGAUGCAUUUCUUGGUCCGCUGUGUUUCGCUGUGUUUAUUUUCGUCGUUGUUUUCGUCUGUAUGAGCAUGUUUUUGUCGAUCAUCAACGAAAAUUUCGCUCGUGCAAGAAGCAACAUGGAUGGUAAAAAUGAAGAAAUAUUUUCAUUUAUGUUGAGCACAUUUCAACAAUGGAUAUAUUCCAAAAAGCCGGCCGAUAGAAAAAUCUUGAAGGACCGAUUGGGUGAGAGAUACAGCGAUCAAAUGAAUUCAUUUUCUGAGCGUGUCGAUGAUUUAUUGAAAGUCAUCGAUCGAAUUUAUAUCAGUCAAAUUCAAGAUGCUUCAACUGUCAAGGAAAUGAAUAUUUAA
Messenger RNA from Adineta ricciae, 1437 nucleotides. The record is from the annotation of a GenBank genome assembly. NCBI's taxonomy places the organism in Eukaryota, Metazoa, Rotifera, Eurotatoria, Adinetida, Adinetidae.